Molecule: messenger RNA, 564 nt
Organism: Wickerhamiella sorbophila
Lineage: Eukaryota; Fungi; Ascomycota; Dipodascomycetes; Dipodascales; Trichomonascaceae
Product: putative octanoyltransferase
Exons: 1
Coding region: 1-564 (187 amino acids)
Biological process (GO): protein lipoylation
Cellular component (GO): mitochondrion
Molecular function (GO): lipoyl(octanoyl) transferase activity
Source: RefSeq, a predicted model, not a curated record
AUGGAUCCAGUGUAUACGUGCGGUCGCCGUCAAAUCGGCCAAUUCAGCCAAGCCGAAAUUGAUUUCUACACGUCGGGCGAACGCAAUGGGCAAAGGGCUGAAUUUCAUGAAACGCAGAGGGGCGGGCAUGUCACAUUUCAUGGCCCGGGUCAACUGGUGAUGUACCCGAUUAUUGAUCUGCGGGCUGCCAAAUUGACAGUGCGGGACUACAUCUGUGGAGUAGAAGGGUCAAUUAUCGAGUUGUUGCAAACGAAAUACAACCUGCCGGCACAGAGAACCAAGGAAACAGGAGUCUGGCUGGACGAGACACACAAGGUCGCCUCGCUAGGCGUGCAUGUUCGUAGGUCCGUAACCUCGCAUGGCCUGGGGUUGAAUGUGAAUUUAGACAAGUACUGGUUUGACCGAAUCGUGGCAUGUAAUCUCCCCGAUGCUCAGUUGGUUUCGAUCAAUGACUACACCAAGGCCGAUUUGCCGACUGUGAGCCGUCAAUUAGCCGAGAUUCUCUCUCGAAAACUGGGAUUCGACCUAGAAGAGCAGCCAGCGUCAGAUGUUUAUAACUUGUAG